Molecule: messenger RNA, 4273 nt
Organism: Cinara cedri
Lineage: Eukaryota; Metazoa; Arthropoda; Insecta; Hemiptera; Aphididae
Source: the annotation of a GenBank genome assembly
CACGCCCGCAGUACAUCAUACCCCCUACCCCGGAAUCCUCGGCCUAAUAAUACGAAAUUGUUUUUUAGCACACAGAAAAUUACGCUCUAUAUUAUACAUUUGAAAAUGUCGAAUUCCAUCAAUGCUACACCGUUAUUGUGUAACGAGGACUCGUCGCGAUAACAUUAACUCCUCGGCCGAAUAUUAUCGUUGUAUUUUAUACCGCGUAAAAUAUACGUACAAUGCGUAUGUGUUAAAAUUAAAAAAUAAACAUGAAAUAAAAUUGAUUUCGCAUAUUUGUGUUUACUGUAGAUUUCGCCUUGGACUGGUCGGACCACGCUCUCUGGUGGCCGAACCGUAACUCGUGGCUCACCAGGACCCGGUCUACGUUGGACCAGUAUGGAGUGCAAGCUGACGCCAAAUUGCAGUUCACCAGAAUGCAUAAAACCGCACGCAUUCAGUUACCGGACCUCCGGUACGUGGACAUGCGCGUCGACUUUUCCAUCAAAACUUUCAACGCCGUCAUACAAAUAUGCAAAGAGCUGAGUGAGUGCAUAUCCAAUAAAUAAAAUCGAUAAUAUAAUAUAGGUACAUCGUGAGUGUGCGCUCAAACCGAUAAUAUUUUUCUUCUUUGCUUUAGACAUCAGACACCCGGAAGAAUUGUCUCUGAGUAAACCGCUGGAACCGUACCACUUGAAGCACAACAUGAAAGAGAUGCAAUACAACGGCGGUCAAACUCCUUCGGCCGACACCAAUUCGUUCGCCGUCAACAGCCACAGCCCGUCUGGUUCCACAGGCAGUUUGGACAUGCAAUCCUCGUCGCCGUUUAUAUGCGCCCCCUUGAAACACCAUUCUACACCUAUUAGUUCACCAUUGUCUGUGAGUAUUAUACUAUAAAAUAACCCAACCCAUAAGUUUAGAAAUCUGCAAAAAUCGUACACAAAGUUCACACCGUGAAUCUCAAAGGCUUAGAAUAUGCGUGUUUUCGCUCGAUGAUUUAUAACUUUAGAAGUUUCUCUAAAUAUUUAAAAAAUUUUACCCUGUUUACACUUGAAUUUUGGACUUACGAAACAUUUUUUUUUUUUAAAUUCUUUCUGGAUUUCCUAACUAGGAAUCUUGUUUAGUCUACUAUUUCCCUCGCCUAAACCUGUGGUUUAUCCAUGGUUUAAAUUAUGGCCGUUUCUUGGUUUGUUGUUUUACUUAUUUUGUUCUUUCCCUCAUAAGCAAAACGGUACUUGGAAGAAAGGAUACAGUAAAUCAGAAAUGAACGGCAACGUGACAUCGUUGGAACUUUUGAACGGCUCACUCGACACGUCGUUGGCCAACAGCCUUUCGCCCAACCAAGAGGUACGGAACAAAGUGUUAAAACCCAAGUCGCUGGUGGAAAAGGCCAGAAUGAACGUCGCGUAAGUCGAAUCGAAGUUUAACCUAAUUGUAUUCCCUUGACUCACAACGUUCGCCUGUUCGUAUUACUAUAUAGAUGGCUAGAUUCGUCACUGUCGAUCAUGGAACAAGGCGUCAGGGAAUACGAUUUAUUGAAAUUGCGGUUCAAAUUCUAUUCGUUCUACGAUUUGAAUCCCAGGCUUGAUACCGUACGCAUCAAUCAAAUAUACGAACAGGCCAAAUGGAGUCUGCUUAGUGGCGAAAUCGAUUGUACCGAAGAAGAAGCACUUAUGUUUGCCGCACUGCAGGUAUUAAACCGAAAUUACUUGUAUAUAUUUCAUAGAAUAAAUAAUUAUUGCACGAUAAAAUAUCUAUGUUUAACACAGUGCUGUCGAGAGACAGCCGUAUAAUAAAUCCUUUUUAUAAAUAGUUAUUUUCGGAUUUCAGCUUCAAAUUAAUCUAAAGGCGAGCGUGCCGCAACCCAUCCAGGAGUCUUUGGGUGGAGAUGACGAUAUCGACACGGCACUUUCCGACCUCCAAAUCACUCUCGAAGGCUAUCAGCCGUCGAACAACAUCAACCAUUUGAACCACGCCCCGGAGUUAACCGAUUAUUUGCGAUUCUUGAAGUCAGUAAAUACCUAUACACUUCUACGAAACUUGAGUUCAUAAAAUUUAUUAAAAUUAAUAUUUUGAAAUUUGUAUACAGGCCAAAAAAAUUCACACUAAAAGCGUUCAAACGGUACUGGUUUACGUGUCGGGACUUGCAUCUGAGGAUGUACAAAUCGGCGGAUGACGCCAAGUCAGGCGUACCGCCCGUGCACAGCGUCAGCUUGAAGGGGUGUGAAGUAACGCCCGACGUAAACUUUUCACAGAAUAAGUUUGGUAUAAAGCUGGAAGUGCCCAAUUCGGACGGCAUGACUGAAAUGUGUAUCAGAUGCGAAAGCGUGAGUCGUCGAAUCCGCCAAUUUAUUUUCAUAAUAACUAUAUUGGUAUAUUAUAAGUCAUAACCUGUGCGGUACAUUACAGGAGGAACAAUACGCCAAAUGGAUGGCAGCCUGUAGAUUGGCGGCCAAAGGGCGCCCGUUGUCCGACCAUAGUUACGAGUCCGAAGUCAAGUCGAUCAAAGCAUUCCUCGAAAUGCAACAUCCGUCAGUUGUACAGUCGCCCGUCAUCAACCCGGCAUCGUUGGACAUAUCGGUCGAGGAUUACGUGCCUCACAGAUUCUCCAAAAAACUCAAGGGAAAGGUACGCCAACAACACGUUAUGAUGAUCGGAGAAAAAACAAAGCGUCUUAUUAUGAUAUAUAUUAAAAAAAAAAAAAAAAAAAACAAAGAAAAUGUUAAAACGAUAAGUAAAUCUUGUUUCAGCUCGUUCAGCGCAUACUUGAAGCUCACGCCAACCUCAAGGACCUGACGCUGAUGGAAGCCAAAAUGAACUACAUCAAAGCGUGGCAGUCGUUGCCUGAGUUCGGCAUCUCGCUGUUCGUCGUCAAGUUUAUGGGACAUAAGAAGGAGGAGUUGAUUGGCAUAGCGUACAACCGAUUGAUGCGUAUGGACAUCACGACCGGUGACCAUGUGAAAACGUGGCGAUACAAUACGAUGAAGGUAACGUUCGAUGUGAUCCCACACGCUGACGGGGCCAGGUUCCCCGAUUAUUCUUGCCUUCCAGCGUAUCUCCCUCUUAUCCGUCACUUUUCUUAAUUUACUCCGCGUGUACUCAUGUCACUCGCCAAUCAGAAAUAUUGAGAAUAACAUGAAUAUUGCAAGGGCCGCAACGUUUAUAUAAACGACCGGAGUAACUAGGGAAGGUAUAAAAAAACAGUGAGUUUAUAAGAGGUUGAAAGUUGAAAAGUUGAGAGAGAAUAUGGAAUAGACUGAGGUGAUUCGGACACGCGAUAAACCGCUCACUGUACGAGUAUUUUGAUGAAUGUAAACAAAAAAAAAAACAGGAAAUGAAGAUCGCGAAGAGGAGACAUUUGGAUACGAGGACUGCAGCUUAUUGGAUAUUUAUUAUAGUCAAUGUUAAAGACCUAUUCGGGGACUUCCGGACUAUAUUAUAUAAUAUCGGUUCUCGUUCUGUCAACAAGCCGUCUCGAUAUUCUUAUAUUCUUGUUCUUAUGCAUAUUUGUGUUUGGCGCAGGCUUGGAACGUCAACUGGGAAGUGAAACACAUGAUGGUCCAGUUCGAGGAGGAAAACAUAAUUUUCGCGUGCCAGUCGGCCGACUGCAAGGUCAUCCACGAGUUUAUCGGCGGUUACAUAUUCUUGUCGAUGCGCUCCAAGGAGGUGAACCAGACGCUCAACGAGGAGCUGUUUCACAAGCUGACCGGCGGCUGGUCGUAAAUGGAAUCGUCUCGAGCGAAAUCUGCAGAUGGCCGGGAAAACCGUGGUCCCGACGUCCGUCCUCGGGGCCCGCGAAAUCGUGGGCCCCUCCCACUCAUACGUCCCCCUCAUAAUUAAACACGCGCGUGUAAGCCGCCAUUAUAUUAAUAAGGUCGCGAGACAAUCGCCGAACAAACGGGAACAAAACGUGUACAUAAUAAAUAUUAUUAUAUUACCCGUAAAUAUCCGUUUCGUCGAUAAUAGUAUUUUUUUUUUUUUUUCUGUAAAUUAUUUUAGAGGCCUACGCCUGUCGUCGUUUGUCGCUUUUCAAACGGACAAUUUAUUUAUGUAUUAUACGAUGUUUUUGUGUACGGGAAAAUAUACCGAAACGUUUUCUACAUAUUGAAAACAAUGACUUCAACGAAGCACGUUGAUGAAACAUCGCUCGGCGAAUUAUAUAUUAUUAUUAUGUACAUUUUGUUUUUUUUUUUUUUUUUUUUUUUUUUUUUUUGCUUUUGUUCCGACGCUCCGCAACGAACCGAUAUCAUCGUAAUUCGGGCGGUCGCCCGCUAACUCGAUCUGCCGGACAAUC